Messenger RNA from Neltuma alba, 415 nucleotides. RefSeq lists its product as uncharacterized. The record is from RefSeq and is a predicted model, not a curated record. The transcript is spliced from 2 exons. NCBI's taxonomy places the organism in Eukaryota, Viridiplantae, Streptophyta, Magnoliopsida, Fabales, Fabaceae. Bases 14 to 394 code for a protein of 126 amino acids.
AAGGCUCAAAGAUAUGAGGAAGACUCUACUUCUCUGGUUCCUAGUGUUGCUCACCAUCCUCACAUAUUCAGCCUGUGCAAGCAAAUCUAAUGCAGAACAUGAUGAUUCUAGGAUUUCCAAGUCAACAUUACAGCCUAGAUAUAUGUAUGGCGUGAUCAUGGGAUCAAAUGAAACAAGCAAUCAAAGAAGAGUUCCAAGAGUGAAUAAUGUACAGCAUGAUGGAAGCCUUUCACAUAUAGGAAAGCCAGUCAAUGGUGGUGGUUCAAGUGACUUGUUACGACGUCCAAAUGGCAAGAGACCUUCAAGCUCCUUUUCUAGCAAGCCUUCAUCUUUGCUCAGGGCAGCUCUCAAGCAUGUCUUCCUUGGAUUGCUUCUAUUUGCUUGCUACUAUUGAUUUCCUGGGGCCACAUGCUUC